This is a messenger RNA of Anisakis simplex (herring worm), 660 nucleotides long. The record is from the annotation of a GenBank genome assembly. NCBI's taxonomy places the organism in Eukaryota, Metazoa, Nematoda, Chromadorea, Rhabditida, Anisakidae.
AUAAAACAGAAUGUUGAACAUGCCGCCGACCCAACCAAUAACCAAACUCCAUCAGAAGCCAUCACACCUCAGCCGCAGCAGGCGAAAGCGAAAGCUGCAGCUGAACUACCGAGAACCACUCCACCUACGGCAUCCCCAUCCACCAAUCUGUAUCCAGCAUUAAUUCCAAGCGCUCCACCAGCUUCAGUGCCCGAGGAAGAGGGAAAAAAUUCGCAAACACCCGAAAAAGUGCGAGAACAGUCGGUAAGCGCGAAAAAACGACUGCCGACUUCAAAGGAAUGCCCGAAAACAGCAGAGGAAGGCCUAUCAUCACCUCCGUCGGAAACAGUGCCGAAAGGCAAAAGUGGCAGAACUGCAGCGGACAUUCACGCAUUGCUCACCGAACCAGUCCGCGUUCCAACGGCGGAUAUUCGUGCGAGAGCGGAAUAUUUGCGAAUGCAGCGUGACAAAUUGUUGGAGUUGAAGAAAGUGCAACGCCAAAAAAUAUUUCAAGAAACUACACAAUGUUCGGCAUCCGAACGACCGAAAACAGCUAAAGCUGCUCGUGGAAUGCUCUCGGGUCGAGCCGUACAGUCUCGAGACGGUCCUGCAAAUGAGGACAUCAUAGCAGCCAGACGUGAACUGGCAAACAAACUCAAGAAUGAAGUUGUUAAGCAGUAA